GGAGGGAUUUUAAAUACAGAACAAUAAACUGUUGAUUAUCUUGACAAGGUUUAAGAGGUGCGCUUAUUUGAGUAAAACAUCUGGGACUUUCUAAACCACUGCAGGCUUUAUACUGUAAAAUAUUAAAAGAAACAUUCAAAUCUUUAAAUUUCUCAAAACUGUCUCCCAGAGGUUGAUCAAUUUUUAACAGUGAUUUUAGCCUACAAACUUCCAACAUGUGUUUUUUAUAUAUUUCUAAAAUAUAAAUCUUACCCAACACGAGUUUUGACACCAGAAAAACAAAAAGACACACUACAGGAAAGAAACAUAAACUGAAAACACACAUGACUGAACUCAUAUAAAGAUUGAAGUGUGGCUCUAUCUCUUGACCUUCAUAUUUUUUAGAAGUAGCCACAAGGCUCAACUUAACAACCUCCAAUUAUCCUCAGCCAGACUGUGAGAGAGGGAAAUAAAAUCCACAGAGAAGACACGAACAUGAGGUCAAGAGUGGAAAGAGGACUCUAAUUUAAACCGUACUGUGCCAGAAGAGAAAAGGAGAGCGGAGGAGACUUUUAUUUUCUCAUAACAAGACGGGUUUACGAUUUAACUUUUCUCUGAGUGCGUCCAGGAAAAACAUGCAAGCUCUUAUUAUUCAAGUCGACAAAGAAAGAACGGAAACAAAACUCUUUCUUUUCAAUUCUUGUACAUCAGUUUGUGGUCGGAAAUGUCAGAGUCAUAAAUCCCUCUAAGCUACUUCUUUUAUCACCUGUAAGUGAUGACAAGCAGUCUUAAGCAUGGAUCAGAUAUAACAUCUUUGUUCCAGGAGGACACAAACAACAAGCUGCUGCUUCAUGUAUUGUCCACUAGAUGUCAGUGUGGACCACGGAUUUAACUAUCAACAUGAGGAAAAACAGUGACAGAUGUCUGUUUGAGCUACAAAGCCAGAACUUUAGCUGCUAAUAUUGGGCCACGAUUUAGUAGACUAUACUCAGUUAAACACUACAAUGUGUGAGCUGAUAAAAAUGGUGGUGUUCAACAGAUUAAGAUCAGGUUUUGCAUCUCAGAAUUAAAACUGAUGACAAAACUUUAGGCAACAUGAGCUGCAGUGUUCGUAAAAAGAUCAGAUAUGUCUCAUUUAUACUUCCCAACCAGUUUGAUCAAAAUUCAUCAUUUAAAAUGCAACCAUUCUGCUUAGUUUGAUGUCAGUGAAUCAUAUCUGAUAGCUGAAGUUGUAUCUGUGUGGGUUUGUUUCUUGUUUAUGAAGAUAAUGAUACAGUUUUCCUCUAGAUGGAUCGUGUCUACUUUAUCUGAUACAAGUCGCUGAUGCUUCUUGUGUAUCGUGCGAGUCGACGGACUGAUUACAUCCCUGUCAGAUUAUGAUGUCAGUGGUCCUUGUGAGAAGAAACACUGCUGUGUGGCCUGAAAUAUGAAUAGAGCGAACUCUGCACUUCAGGAACAGAUCAAAGAGCCCUUUGGUGCUGAGCUGAAGUCGAUCUUGAGUUAAGAGUUGUGCAGGUUUGAAGAAAAGCACAGCCUCUUAUCAAAUAGUUUUGGAGACACAGAAAAGACAUUUAACCAGCUUUUUCAAAACUUUUGUUGAGGGUUUUAACGUAUCAUAUGACUGUUUGUCUGUUUUUUCAGAGCAGGGAAGGUAACGAAAAACGGCAGACAUCCUUACACGACCUCGUCUCUUCGGAACAACUUUGGCUUCUCUGGUAAGAAGUAAGGCCUUACAUUUUAUCUCUAAAACAAGAAUCUUGGGCAAAGUUUUCAUGUCUCUUACAGAAAAACACAUAAUUGUUCCUGUUAAACAUAAUGUAGCAUUGCCUCCUUAUGCAAUAUGAUCAAAACCUCCAGGUCACCAACUUAAUCGCACGAAGGUCAAACUUUAUGUCUAACCAUAAACAUUCCACCCCCUUCACAUGGCAUAUGAUGCUAAAUUUAUCCUUCUGCUUCAUAAACAAAAUGAUUAGACAGUUGCUAUGGUUUCCUUAACACUGUUAGCUUUAUACCUCCAACUUAUCUGCCUCUUGGUAAUUAAAGAUGCAAAAAUAUCAUCUUGACAGACAUGCCAAGUAGAGUUUAUACACAUGAUAAUAUGUUGUGUCUUGACCUUUUGUACAAGAAAACUUUACUUCACUUAAAGCACUUUGAAGCACUUACUUUUUCUUGUUAAGCAUCAUGGGGUAACUCUUCUUAUGAAGUGGCGCUUAAUAAAUAAAGAUUGAUUGAUUGAUUCAUAAAGCUGUCAUAAUGUAGAACCAGCAGGCAAUAACAAUAUUUACCUUACAUUAGUCUGAUCUACAAAAGUUCUCAUAUACUUGAUCUCGCUGUGUCAUGAAAACAAAGUGAGUAACUCCAACAGGGUGUAAUUACUGACCAACCAUCAGUCUCUAGUCUUGGGAAAUGAAGCUUUUGAGGAAGUGUUAAAACUGUCGUUCCUCGUGUCCUUUUGAGACUGGCUGCAAAAGUCCUGGAGGCCACUGACACAAUGACACCCAUUUAAAACAAAGCCUACCUGCCAAAACAAACACGCUAAUAGCCUUGUUAAAAAAUAUCAUCACUCAUUAGUUUUGAAGCAUUGAGGUUAUGACUUUGGCAUAAGGUGAGUCGACUGAACAGCAGGAACACAGUAGCUGUUAGGAAGGAGUUGAAUCGCCCGUCUCAACUGUCUCUUUACCUCUCAGUCUGCAUGACCUGAGCUGGCACGAAACCUUUUUCGAGGCAUUUUAACUUAAUUUGAGCCAAGAAGUGUGCUGGUAUCACUGUGGUUUUGAUGUCACACCCUUCCUCCUAACCAAAAUGCACAUUUAAAGCACUUUACUUUAACAUACUGAUUACACAUUAAAGACCUCUCAUCGAUACAGUCAUCAGAGGAACAGACUCUGGAGUUGAUUAAGCUAGGGUGCGCACAAUAAAUCUUAUGCUAGUGUUCAGUACAGUUCAGUUAGCCAUUAGAUUUUCCAGUUUUUCACUUAUUAUGUUGCGUUCAAGUUACCUCAAAAGUCAGAGGUCCAAGCUGAAACUGAUGUCACACCCAAGUUCCCAGCGUUUUAGUUACUAAGUCAGAGGCGGAAACUAGAUGAUACAUCUAUGAAAGUCAUUUUAGCGCCUGUCUUGUCCGAAUGUAAGGCAAGCGCUAUAAUAACUUUCGUAGAUGUAGCCAUCUUGUUUCAGGCCUCCGAUUUUGCUUUUUUCCGACUUGGUAACUGAAACGCUGGGAACUCGGGUGUGACGUCAUUUUCAGCUCUGACAUCUGACUACCGAGGUAACCAGCAAUUUUCACCGCAUCCAGAACAGCUACAAAAAGGUCAUAUCCACCGAUUGUAGCUGAUCGUAACCAUUCAAGUUAAUGUGUCCAUUUCCGCGGGCUUCUUUCCGUUCCGCUGCAGAUCGCCAGACUCCGCAGCUGGUCGCAAGAAUUCUGUUUUUUUUUCUGGACACCGAAGCAUGCCGGAUAAAUUCAGCACAAAGGAAGUCGGGCACAGACACAAAAUAAAAUCGCACAGCACAACUUCUUUGUAAAAUAAAACACUUUGGUUUCAGGCGGAUCACAUUUCACACAAUGCAAAUAGGUGGGGACGAACAAGUGGAAGGUUUAUGGACAGCAUUUCAUUCUGAUGACACCAUUGAUGAGAGAACGCUGAUUUUAAAGGUCUAAAAGUAGAUUUCCUCCUCUGAAAGGACACAAUCUACUGCUUAUAUGGUUAGCCUAUGUGGCUUAAGACAACUUGUUAUUUCGUGAUUGCAAGUGAAUCCAUGGGUUCUCGUGAGUUCUCACGAUUCCUGCUGUCCGUAUGCGCCAAGAAAUUCGUCUCACAAAUGGAUCUGGUAGGAAUUGGUGAAAAUCGGCGGUUGCAGUGGAAAUACUGGGUAACUUAAACGCCGCAUUACAGGGUAGGCGACCUUUAUGAGGUUUGCCUUUGGAUGUUUUGGUGUCACUGUUGGGAAGCUGUUGUUCCAUCCACUAAUACAGUAAUGUUUUGACAGAAUGAAAAUAGGCAUGUUCACAUAAAUGCUGCAUAGAGCCAGUGUUUAUUUUUGUCUGUACAGUUUUUCUCUUAAGGAAUCCAGUGCCAGAGAAAAAGUGAAUGUUCUCUUGAUUCGGUCAAAAGGGAAAAUAUUGGGAUUUAAGAUUAUAGUUGCUAGAGCUUGGCUUGUGUUUAUUAGCUAAAGAGUUAUUUAGGCUAUUAAAUUAAAAACUUCUCAGAGGAUCCUUGGUAACAGAGCAAAAAGGGUUAAACUUGCAUCCAUUAAUGGCAGGCUAUCAUCAUGUUUGAAAUGUAAGUCUUCAUUGGCUCACACUGAACACUGAAGGCAGCGUUUUUUACUCUAGGCUUUCCAGUGAACAGUUAAUGUCUCUGUGUGCUGGCCGUCCUUUUUUUCUCCUCCCACACAGACAAACCAAUACAAACAUUUCUGUACAGUGAGGAGUACCAGUUAGGCGCCUACAGGGAUACAAGACGGACUUACAGUAUUUAAAACAGAAACAUGGCACAGACCUACAGCCAGAGUUUCCCUGAGAUAGUGGAGCUGAACGUGGGUGGCCAGGUGUAUGUGACCCGACUUGAGACUCUCACAGCGGUCCCAAACUCUCUCCUGUGGACAAAGUUCACCCAGAGCUCCUCGGGCGAUUUGCCAAAAGACAGUAAGGGCCGUUUCUUCUUCGACCGGGACGGCUUUCUCUUCCGCUACAUCUUGGACUACUUGCGAGACUCGGAGCUUUUCCUGCCCGAGUUUUUCAAGGAAAAGAGGAGGCUGCAGAAGGAAGCAGACUACUACAGGCUGCCGGGGCUUUCGAGGCUCCUCGCAGUAGACAGCAAAGACAGCUCGGAGGACAGCGGGGAGCCGGAGGAGGCUGAGCUGCUGUCUAGCCCGGUCACCUCCUCCUCGUCCUCGGAUCGAACACCGCGCUCCCCGGGGUCGGCGGCCAACUCGGGCUUCAUCACCAUCGGGUACAGAGGCAGCUACACUAUCGGGAGGGACAUCCAGGCAGACGCUAAAUUCCGCAGGGUGGCAAGAAUAACCGUCUGCAGUAAGAUAUCUCUGGCUAAAGAGGUGUUUGGAGACACCCUGAACGAGAGUCGUGACCCGGACCGUCCUCCUGAUAAAUACACCGCCAGGUACUACCUCAAGUAUAACUUUCUGGAGCAGGCGUUUGACCGACUGGCGGACGCUGGUUUCCAUAUGGUGGCCUGUAACUCCACUGGGACCUGCUCGUACGGCAGUAACGACCCAGGGGAGGACAAACUAUGGACCAGCUACACCGAGUAUGUCUUCUGCCGAUGAACUGGACUGAAAACAUCAAGAGUGCUUUCAUGUUAACCACUCAUUUUAACUAAGUUAGCAGUUAUAACAACCUGUACACUGAUAAACAUGACCUGCCAGUUUGUAGUUUAAGUUUUCUUUUUAUUCUUUUAUUUUUAUUCUGCUCAGCAUGAAAGAAGCCAGACUUUAACUUGCUUGCUAUGUUUCCCUCAAAUUCACCGUGAGAAAGACUUCCUUCAAACCCCAGACUGCAAUCUGAUUGGUUAGACAAAAGUACUGUUUGAUGCUUAGGUGCCAAACUAUGUGAGGCAUUUUACUGUGGCCCUUUACUGCCUCCAUAAACACAGUAAAAGACACGGAUAAUUUAUCAAUGUCAUUUAAGCUGGUUUCUUUUUUUAUGUGUUGUUCUUGCAUUUUGUUUUCAUAGCACAAAGUUGGGUAUUUUGAACACAUUAACUUGGACAUGUGUACUGUAAAUAGUCUAAUGAUAGGUCUGGCUUUGACCCGUAUACUCCUUUAAAGUACUCUGGGGAUUAAUGGAUAAUAAAGGCAGUAAGUUGCUUCUUUGGGUAAUUCCUGUAAAGGUCUGUUUGUUUAAUCUGAUUAAUGGAUCACACAUGAAGUGUCACUGCUUUUACAAUUACACAUUUGGACUUUUUUGAAUGCAAUGUGUGUCUUUUGUGACCUCUUUGUGGCUGUUUUCCCUGUAAAGCUGCAGCAAAUAAAGUGUGACGUUGACUAACACUAUACACCUCA
Xyrichtys novacula (pearly razorfish) is the source of this 6003-nucleotide messenger RNA. Lineage: Eukaryota; Metazoa; Chordata; Actinopteri; Labriformes; Labridae. The record is from the annotation of a GenBank genome assembly.